GGCGUCUCGGCUCCCACCGAGCGGCCCGGAUGACGCACUGCACCCGGCAGCGGCUCGAUGUUUGUUACCGUGUUAGCCUGUGGUGCUAGUUAGCUACCCAGCUAACGGAGUAAACACACCGUGCAGCGAUGGACCACCACAAAUCCCACAAUCCCGACCCCGGCUUCCAAAAACACCAGUCAGCAUACAGAAGAGAGAGAAAUGACAGUGGAAGAAAUCACAGGGAGUUUCAAAACGUCAGAUCAAACCACCACCACCACCACCCAUACCAGUAUCAGUCUGGGCCAACUCCUGGGAAAAACCCACCCAGCUCUCGGGGCUUGAGCACCAGAAGGGAGAACUAUGAAAGAGACUUUCCUGUGUACAAACAACCUGUCGAAGUCGGAUGUUUUUCCCUCGACUCUGAGCGUCGAUUCUUCAACGACAGCAGGCAAAUGAGAUACUAUUCAGAACCUGACGGGAAUCCUCAUUUUGACCUGAAGGAUGGAUACAAGGACCGCUAUAUAAAGAGAGACGAAAGUGUGAAGGAGAAGCUGGACCACAUCCUACGCUGGAUCUUAGCCAACAGAUCAAAGCUCAGCUCAAAGGUGGCGACCACAGCCUCACCAUGUGCUUUAGAUGUCGACUUUGUGACAUGGCGCGGCCAUCUGACCAAGCUGCUGACCACACCCUAUGAGACACGGGAGGGCUGGUUGCUGGCGGUCACCAGGUUCAGGAACACGCUUUACAUCAGUGAAGUGGAAACAGAAGCAGCUCGCAGGGAACUAGAGAACCGCACCGAGAGGCACCGAGAGAUGAUGUACUGGGGAUACAAGUUCGAGCAAUACACGUGUGCAGAUAACGUCGACAGUUCACCUGACCCGGGUGGAGUGGUUAACACUAACGAGGCCUUCUGCACUGUGGUGCAAACUCGGCUCGCUGAUCACAGACUUCUGUUCUCCGGUGAGGUGGACUGUCGGGAUAAAGAUCCCAACGCUCCAGGUCCUCCUGCGUGCUACGUAGAGCUGAAGACCUCCGCGGAGAUCUGCACCCCCAAGCAGCGCAGCAACUUCCACAGGUUCAAACUGCUCAAAUGGUGGGCUCAGUCCUUCCUCCCUGGAGUCCCGCGUGUUAUUGCAGGUUUCCGGGAUCAUGAUGGGGUGGUUGUCACUGUGGAGACAUUUCCCACCUCAAAGAUUUCACAUCUCAUCAAGAGCGAACCCAACUGCUGGAAGCCGACGGUCUGUAUGAACUUUUGUUCAGACUUCCUGACGUUUGUGAAGCAUACAGCUACUGAAGACAAUCCAAGCGUGGUCUACCUCUUUUCCUACGAGCCCCACAGAGAUGUGACCUACUCCGUCCACAGAGACUCCCAGUACUCCUUCCUUCCACACUGGUAUGUCAGGGAGAUAACCAGCAGUCAAGACUCACAACACUAGUCCUGCUUUACAGCCAAGACGUGGUGAACUGGGACUGUUAAUUUAGACCUCCAAUGGAGGAUUAUUUACUUAAAUACUUUUGAUUUUUAUCCUCUGAGAGAGGCUUCAUGUUUUCAUUUUGUGUCACCGUUCACUACGACACGAUCCUCUGGAUGUAUUUCUGUCUGAUUCUGUUGAGUUCUCAAGAAUAACUCAGAUACUUAUGGAUGCCUACAAGAGCUUCACUCUACACUUGAAAAAUGAAGCUGACAUAGUAAUUACACAAGUAACGUAACUACUUCUGCUAACUCAGUGUUUUGGAGACUUUCCUGCUGGAAAUCAGAUACGCUUCUUUAUUAUCCCCAACCAUAAAAUCCAUAUUUAGUGCGUCUUAGUGCUCCUGUGGGAGGGAGUGUGGAUCCGUUUUUGCUCACAUUGUCUGGUCGUGCCCUUAUCUUAAACCUUUCUAGAAAGAAGUGGGUCAUUUAAUUUCUCAUUUACCUUUCUGUAACUUGGAAAUGUUCCUAAAGGCCUCAGUAGGAGCGACCUCAUACCCUUCUGAAGAUCUUUACAGCUGCAAGUACGUAUAAUGGAGAAAAUGACUUUCACCCUUUGACAACAGAAGGAGAGUGGGGAUAAAUAUUGGGAAAAAUUGGAUCCUCGUAACCGGAACUUUUAACAUUUUUAUUCUUUCCAUUUCUGUACUUGUGCCUCCUUUUUUUUGGCUUAUCUUUCUUAUUUUUCAUUGCACUGAUUGUGAUAUAAUACUCCACACCUCACCUGUUCUGUGUUCACACAAAAAACAACAAACAUGAAUUAGUCAAUAGUUUCUUAAACUUUAUUAAUUCUUGUUUAACCCCCCCACAAACAGUGGUAUAUUAAUGAAACAAAAUUAGAAAACAAUAGGUAAAAAAAAGUGAUUUUAAAUAUGUAAAGAUGACUUCAAGUAAGUAUUGCAUCAGCAGUUACAAAAAUAUGUUCAUGUAAACUGUUAAGACAAAACAUCUCCUUCAUCGGGGGAAGAAAAAUAAGCAUUAUGAAGAAUUCAAACCAGUGAGUGUAUUCCAGUAACUGCUGUCCAAAUCUGCUUGUUUUUUUACAACUAGAAGUGACACAUUUUUUAUUAAAUAAAGUUAAUUUGGUCCUCUUCUUUGUUUGUUCAGAGCUUUCUGAUUUUUUUCCACACACCUGAUGUCCUCAGAUUUUCUUUCCUGCAGUCUAAAUGAGUUGCGUUGCAGAACAUUUAUCACCUCACUCUUCGCUAUUUCAACAUAAACACCCUGGCUAACAACUAAAUAAAGUGGCAGUGGAGGGCUAAAGGUUAGAGAGGUGAGAGGCUGCAUAAAAUCUGAGUGUGAAAGCUUCAUUAACACCACCGCAGUGCCCUUAAUCCAAACUCCAGCUCCAGUAGCCAGCAGAUCAGACUGGUCGUGGUUGUACUGGGCAGCUUACAGGUGUGAAUGCGUAACUGUGAAUGUGAUCUGCGUGGUUCUCAGUGCUCGCUGUGAAAAAUAAGACGUGGACAGUUUCUAACUUUUCCAACACAAAAGUUCAAUUUCCUUUACCCGUUAUUCAGUCUGCUGAUAUGUACUUACAUGGUGUAGCUGUGGACGGCAGGUGUGUGAGUCAGUAAAAAGGUCUGAAACAUUUAAAAGGUGAGGUAAGUGAUUGGGGAAAUCCAGUCUUAGACCUAUUAGGUAUCGUCUGAUGACAACUUAACCUCUGGAGGCAACAGCCAAUGGUUCUGCCAAGACUUUCUCUGCAGUCUGAUUAGCAACUUGAUGUGUGAGAACGACACAUUUCUGGUAACCUUUUUGAACAGAUAUCUGCAUAUUAAUGCUAAUAAAAAGCAUUUCAGCCAAUACAUGUUGCCUCUUUUACUCUGCAUGCAACUGUUUGCCUGCAUGCAACCAAAGUCUGCUCAGACAUGACUGGUCAAUACUAUUGGGACCACAAAGAGAAACUAGGUCCUAAAAUCUUGGUCCCUGGCCUGAAUGGAUUAA
This is a messenger RNA of Larimichthys crocea (large yellow croaker), 3400 nucleotides long. It is a transcript of the gene dxo, whose product is annotated as decapping exoribonuclease. Gene Ontology annotation, molecular function: mRNA 5'-diphosphatase activity. Gene Ontology annotation, biological process: nuclear-transcribed mRNA catabolic process; NAD-cap decapping. The record is from RefSeq and is a predicted model, not a curated record. The transcript is spliced from 7 exons. Bases 129 to 1418 code for a protein of 429 amino acids. Gene Ontology annotation, cellular component: nucleus; cytosol. NCBI's taxonomy places the organism in Eukaryota, Metazoa, Chordata, Actinopteri, Sciaenidae.